Blepharisma stoltei is the source of this 2672-nucleotide messenger RNA. The record is from the annotation of a GenBank genome assembly. Lineage: Eukaryota; Ciliophora; Heterotrichea; Heterotrichida; Blepharismidae.
AUGGAUUCAGACAAACCUCUUAUAUUAGUUGAUAUAGAUGAUUCCGGCAAGUGCUCUCUAAACGCCGAAGCCCUUGAUUUAAUCCGAAAUAUCCAAGAGCAAGUCUGUGUAAUUUCAGUAGCUGGGCUUUAUCGUACAGGAAAAUCUUAUCUCUUAAAUCGACUUAUGGGUACUCAGCAUGGUUUUGAAAUUGGUCCAAGCGUAAAUCCCUGCACAAAAGGGAUCUGGAUUUGGGGAAAAUGCCCAUUUGUGUCUAGCAAUAAGAGGCUGAUUUUAAUUGACACAGAAGGGCUUCGAUCUUAUCAAAGAGAAGAAACAAUUGAUAUGACGAUUUUUUCAUUAUCUUUGCUAUUGAGCUCUACGUUUAUCUAUAAUUCAAUGGGUGCAAUUGAUGAGCAGGCUAUUGAAGAUUUAUCGUUGGUUUGCAAGCUGACCCAAUAUAUUCAUGUAAAAUCUCAAUCGGGGCAGACUACAGCUGAAUCAUAUGCACAAUAUUUCCCAAAGUUCAUAUGGGCAUUGAGAGAUUUCUCAUUACAGUUAGUAGAUAAUGAAGGAAAUUCAAUAACUUCUAAUGAAUAUUUAGAAAAUUGUUUAGAGCUUUUGCCUGGCCAAACUGACGAAAUUAAGCAGAAAAACGAAAUCCGAAAAAUUUUGACGAGUUUUUUCAAAGAAAGAGAAUGUUUUACAUUUAUUAGGCCUGUAAAUAAUGAAAAAAAAUUAAGGAAUAUUCAAGAAGUGCCUUAUGAAGAGCUUAGAGAAGAAUUCAAAACGCAAAUGAGUGAGUUUAUAGCAAGAGUCCAAGAAACUACAAGGGUAAAAAUGAUCGAUGGAGUCGCAGUCAAUGGCAAAUUAUUAGCCUCUAUGCUAGAAAUAUACGUAGACGCUAUAAACCAAAACGCAGUUCCUACAAUAUCAACUGCAUGGGAAAGGACACUUGAUAACCAAAUUAAAGAAGGCUAUAAACGGGCUUAUGAAAAUUAUAAAAAUUGUAUAAAAAGUAAGCUAAAAUCACAAAUUCCUAUGGAAGAGGUAAAACUUAAAGAAAUUGAAGGGGAGAUUAGAAAAAGCUCCUUUGGGAUUAUAGACGCAGUCCCAAUUAUAGUAUCUUUAAAAGAAGAAGUAAAUAAGCAGAAAAAAAAACUUGAAGAAAAAUUUAAUAGUAUGUUGGAAACUUUAUUAGACGAAAAUUUCAGUGAGUCAAAAAUCCAGGCUACAGCCCACUUAAAAACACUUUUUGAUGAAUUAGAAGAAAAAAUGGCGAAUUCAGAAAAAUUCAAUUGGCUGCCUGAGGAGUUUUCGAAUAUAUAUGAAAAUGCUAUACAAGAUAUACCAGGAAGUGGAGCUAUCCAUGCAAUCGCAGAAGCAUAUUCAAAAGAAGGAUCAAGAAUUGUCCAAAAAUUAAUUUCACAAUUAAAUAGAAUCCAUAGAAGUGAGAUUAAAGAAGCAAGAAAUGAGCUAGAUGAAGAAAGAAAAAGAACCAAAAUUUUAUCUGAUAAUUAUGAAAAUCAAAAAAAAGAUUUAAUGGAAAGACUGGAUUUAGAACGAAAACACUCCAGGGAGCAAAAAAAAGUGUUAGAAAAUGCGUUAGAAGACGCAAGAAUUGCUAUAUCUGGGAAUAGUCAAGAGUUUGGGCAAAUUCAGAGUAAGCUGAGGGAAGAAAAUAUGGACUUGAGGAACGAAAUUAAUGCAUUGAAAAAUAAAAUUGUGGAUAAAAGGCAUGGAGUUAAAGAAGCAAAUGCAGCAGAAAUUCAGACGUUAACAUUAGCAUUGAUUAAAGAUUAGGGCUCUUCCUCCUUUUAUGUCUCACCUGAGACGAGUCUUCGUAGAAGACUUGUUAAUCUGCUAGCGAACCUCCCUGGGUAUGUCAGCAUUUCUACCAGAGAUAGGCCUGAUUCUUAAUGCUGUUUUGGAGCUUUGGAGUAUGCAGGUUUGGGACUUGACGGCUGCUGUUUGAGUGACUAGAGUUCCAUCUAGGGGUAAACUACCUAGCUAGUAUCUAUAUAAUCCUGAAUCUUUAGGGAUUUGGCUUUGAGCCAAAAUUGUAAGGCAAAACCCAGCUGAAACAUAAAUAUCCAGUAUGUUUCCUGCUCAGUUUGACAUCAGGCCACAGCAAGGUCCCCAAACCCGAAGCAGGUCCAGAGAGGACGGGUCAGAGACGUCGCCAUUUUAUUUGUUUAACAGUAAUUCAGACACUUAGGGAAAUUUUAAAUGAAUUUGAGCAGAUGAAACAACAGAAAAUCCAGUUGGAGCAGCAGUUAGAUUAUGAAAUGAAAAUAACUCGUAAGCCCUAAUUAGAAACUGAGAAGUCAGCCCAGAAGCAGCUUUUAGAAGCCAAAAGGAUGAGUGACCAAGCUUUAAUGAAGCUUAAAAAAAGCUACGAAUUAGAACUUCAGAGCUUAAAAGAUGACAAAAUCGCCUUAGAAAUGAAAUUAAAAGACCUUGCCAGAGAGCUAACCCAGCGAGAUAUGCAAAUCAAGCUGAUAAAAGAAAAAAUGCGAGGCAGAGAAAACGACCAAAAACUUAGACUGGAGCACUCAGAUCUCCUUAUCAGUGUCAGCGAUUUAAUUCUUAAAUUCUUACAGAGGCUAGAAACCGGCAAAGGUGGAGACUUACGAGAAGAAAUCGAUUUACUCCAAGAAAGAGCAUCAAGGCUUUCUGCUCCAAGAUAUUAG